This is a messenger RNA of Plasmodium gonderi, 816 nucleotides long. RefSeq names its product variable surface protein. The coding region runs from base 1 to 816 and encodes 271 amino acids. NCBI's taxonomy places the organism in Eukaryota, Apicomplexa, Aconoidasida, Haemosporida, Plasmodiidae. The transcript has 3 exons. The record is from RefSeq and is a predicted model, not a curated record.
AUGAUGGGAAAAAGAAAGUUCAAUACUUUUCAUAUAUUUUCCAUAUUUUUAAUUAUGCUAUUCACAUAUCAUUAUAAAAACGAUGCUACUUCAGAGUUUGUAACCUUGGAUAACACAUAUAAUAUUGACGGAAUAAGUGGAAUACGAGAUUACAGAAUAUUGACAAAACAUGAAGUACAGAAAAGCAUGAAACAUAGAAUAUUAGGAGAAAAAAAUAAAGAGACAAAAAAUGAAGAAGUUGAAGCACCAACAUAUGAAAAAAUAAAAACGGAGUUGUUAUAUGGAUUGAAUACAUACAUGAGAAGUUAUAGAUAUAGAUAUGCUAAUAGGAGAGGAUUAGGGAAGUUAGAAUGUUCUUUUGAAAAAAAAAUAUUCGAUAUAAUUCGUAAAAUUGAUAAAUCAAGAAAAUGUAAUAAUAAAAAUCUAAAGGAUACAAGACAUUUGAAAUACGGAUUUGGUUUAGUUACUGCAUGUCUAAUUCCUUUUCUAGGAAUAAUUUUACUUGUGUUAGAUAUGAUAAAAAGUACCACUAAGGAUAUUAUCAACAAGGGGCUUCAGGGUAAUGAUCCUUAUUUGAGUAUUUUGAAUUCUUUAGGCAUACCCGUUGAAGUUUAUUAUAUUUACAUUGCAUUCAUUUUAAUAUUAUCAUAUAUAAUAUUGGCACUCUUUAUUUAUAUAAUUGUAAAAAUUGUAAAAUAUGAAAAAUUAGAAAGGAAAAAUUUAUUUUGUUUUACACUCAAAUUAUUCCUUCAAUGUAUAUUAGAUUCAUAUGUUAAUAAAUAUAUUACAGAUAUUCAUAGAACAAUAUUCAUAUGA